This is a messenger RNA of Pezoporus flaviventris, 618 nucleotides long. RefSeq names its product apoptosis regulator BAX-like. The record is from RefSeq and is a predicted model, not a curated record. Gene Ontology annotation, molecular function: protein heterodimerization activity; channel activity; protein homodimerization activity. The annotation marks the transcript as partial. Gene Ontology annotation, cellular component: mitochondrial outer membrane. Gene Ontology annotation, biological process: positive regulation of apoptotic process; release of cytochrome c from mitochondria; extrinsic apoptotic signaling pathway in absence of ligand. The transcript is spliced from 6 exons. Lineage: Eukaryota; Metazoa; Chordata; Aves; Psittaciformes; Psittacidae.
AUGCCCCCCCCACCUCCGCUCUCUGUGGUGCUCCCCACAGGGGCAGGAAGCGCCUGGGCUCCUAUUGGCUGGCGCGGUUCCCAUGACAACGCGGGCUCACCCCGCCCUUCCGUCACCAUAGCGACGCUGCGCCCAUGUGACCCCGCCCCCCCAACCUCCGCCGCCUCACGUGACCAGGACGUGACGCAACCACGGGGCGGCGAGGGCUGCAGAGAGCACGACCCCCCCCCGGGAGGAGGGGCCUCCUCGGAGCAGAUCAUGAGGACGGGGGCGCUGCUGCUGAGGGGCUUCAUCCGGGAUCACGUGGAGCGCUGCGGGGACGAGGCCGCGCUCGCCCUGGGCCGGGCGGAGCUGGGGGCGGAGCCGGAGGCGGGGCCAGCGCCGGGGGCGGGGCCAGCGCGGGGCGCGCCCGACACGAAGCGGCUCGGAGAGUGCCUGAGGAGGAUCGGGGAUGAGCUGGACCGGAACGCGGAGCUGCAGCGGAUGAUCGCGGACGUGGGCUGCGAGGCCCCCAAGGAGCUUUUCUUCCGCGUGGCCGCCGAGAUCUUCUCGGACGGGGCCUUCAACUGGGGCCGCGUCGUCGCCCUCUUCUACUUCGCCUGCAAGCUGGUGCUCAAG